Molecule: messenger RNA, 2091 nt
Organism: Tilletiopsis washingtonensis
Lineage: Eukaryota; Fungi; Basidiomycota; Exobasidiomycetes; Entylomatales
Product: cysteine proteinase
Exons: 6
Biological process (GO): protein deubiquitination; mRNA processing; spliceosomal complex assembly
Molecular function (GO): cysteine-type deubiquitinase activity; zinc ion binding
Source: RefSeq, a predicted model, not a curated record
CCAUCACUCAUCAUGCCGCCUCGCUCCACCCGUCGUUCAGCAGCAGCAGCCGACGCUGCCGCAGCACCGACUGCUGCCGAGCCAGAAGCGGCUGCCGCAUCUUCCUCCAGGCCGGCCAAGCGGGCGCGUGUGUCGCGCUCCAAGGCCGAGGCUGUCGAGCCUGCUACGGUCGCCGAGGAGCCAGUCGAGGCUCCUGCUCCACCAGCAGGGGCAGACGCACCGCCUGCUGGGGACUGGCGGGGGCUAUCAGGUGAGGAAGCCAAGGAAGAGCCGCCAGCUCCUGCGUCCGACGUGCCACCUCCUCCCGCCUCGCCGCCGCCUCCGCCAGCAGACGAGCUGCCACCGCCGCCUCUCGACGAUGUCCCACCUCCUCCCGCCUCGCCUCCACCUGCGCCUCUCGACGACAUCCCACCUCCACCCGCCUCUCCACCACCGCCGGCAGCGUCCGCUGCGCCGCCGCCGCCGCCGCGCGAGGCAGAGGUCGACGAGGCAGCCAUCGAGGGCGCAGAGUACUGGCAGCGCCUGGCGCAAGAGGAGCAGGCGGCAAAAGCGGCGGGCAAGCGCAGCAGCAGUGACGUGUAUCUCGACACGAUCAACCGGCCACUGCUCGACUUUGACUUUGAGAAGCUCUGUUCCGUCUCGCUGGCCAACCAAAACAUCUACGCCUGUCUCGUGUGCGGCCGCUACUUCCAGGGGCGCGGGCGCUCGUCGCAUGCCUACUUCCACGCCGUGGAUGUGGGACAUCGCGUAUUUCUGAACCUGGGCAGCGCAAAGGUGUAUAUCCUUCCCGACUCGUACGAAGUGCACUCUGCCGCGCUCUCCGACAUUCUCUACCUCCUGCAUCCCACCUACACGCGCGCCUCGAUUGCGCGUCUCGAUGCCCCCGACGCGCGGCCUUCGCUGGCCUUGGGCGCCACGCCCUACUUGCCCGGCUUUGUCGGGCUCAACAACAUCGUCGGGCAUAGCGACUACAUGAAUGUCGUCAUCCAGGCGCUGGCGCACGUCAAGCCACUGCGCGACUAUCUGCUCUUGGGAGGCUUUGAGGAUGCGGCGCCGCUCGAAACGACAGACACGGCGGGCCUGCGCCAACUGGCGCACGCCAGCGAGCUGGUGAAGCGCCUGGCGCUGCUGGUGCGCAAGCUCUGGAAUCCGCGCGCCUUCAAGGCCCAAGUGUCGCCGCACGAGUUUGCGCAGGAAGUGACAAACGUCUCGGGCGGCAGGUUUCGCAUUACUCAACAGGCCGAUCCCGUCGAGUUUCUCGGAUGGCUGCUCAAUCGCCUGCACAUGGAUCUGGGCGGCAGUCGCAAGAAGUCCAGAGAGAUCCAAACUUCGCACUCUCCCUUUUUCCUUCUCGCCCUCGACCUUCCCGCGCCGCCCGUCUUCCAGUCGGUCAUCGAGAAGAACAUCAUCCCACAGGUGCCCAUUGCCCACGUGCUGGCCAAGUACGACGGCGUCUCGUUCCAGGAGGCACGCGGCCUCAUUCGGCGCUACAAGGCCACACGCCUGCCGCCGUACGUGGUGCUGCACUUUCGCCGCUUUACAAAGAAUGCGUUUGUCGAGGAGCGCAAUCCGACCAUUGUCAACUUUCCCAUUACGGGCCUCAACAUGCGCGACUACGUGGACGACGAAUCGCUGGCUCCGCUGGGCGCCAUGUACGAUCUCGUCGCCAACAUCACGCACGAAGCGACGGCGGGCACGGUGCGUGAGGCCUCGGUCUUCCGCGCCCAGGUGCACACGCGCACCGACGGCCCGCCGCUCGGCUCGCCGGCGGAGCGCGCGCGCGCAAAGCGGGAGGCAGAGGAGAGGGGAGAGCGAAAGGAGGAGGAUCAGCAGGAGGAGAAGUGGUUCAUGAUGCAGGAUCUCAUCGUCGAGGAUGUGAAUCGCCAGAUGCUCUUCUUGGGAGAGACGUACAUCCAGAUCUGGGAGAGGCGAGGCGCGCCGGCGGAGGUGGAGCGCCUGGCUCGCAGCAGCAGGCAAGGCAGCUCGAGCAAGGAGGCCAAGGCAGCGCAGUAAGGCCGGCGCGGGCAAGGCAUGAGAGGGGAGGGGUGGGGGUGAGCAAUGAUGCAUGGCGCGUAUGCCCUUUGGAAGCCG